AUGGCGGCCUGCUGUCUGGUUCUCCGAGCUCUUUUCCUUGUCCUCUUACUUCAUCAGACAGAGCAGUCAGUAUUUCUUUCAGCCUCCAAAGCAAACGAAGUUCUGGUAAGAUGGAAGCGUGCUGGUGCCUAUCUUUUGGAAGAGAUGUUUGAGGGAGAUUUGGAAAAAGAAUGUUACGAAGAAAUCUGUGUUUAUGAAGAAGCAAGAGAAGUAUUUGAAAACGACUUAAUAACUGAUAAAUUUUGGAAAUGGUAUAUGGGUGGCAGCCAGUGCGCAUCCCAGCCUUGCCUGAACAACGGGUCAUGUCAUGACAGCAUUCGAAGUUACACCUGCAACUGCUCCUCUGGCUACGAAGGCAGGAACUGCGCCUACGCUAAAAAUGAAUGUUACCCAGAGAGAACUGAUGGGUGUCAACACUUCUGCCAUCCAGGACAGGAUUCCUACAUGUGCAGUUGUGCUAAGGGUUAUAAACUCGGUGCGGACGUAAAAUCAUGUAUUCCAAAGGAGAAGUGUGCAUGUGGACUCCUGGAUCUUGAAUGCUUCAUGACACUAAGGAAAAACUACCAGAAAAUUCAAAAUUUCCCUUGGCAGGUAAAAUUAACAAACUCCGAAGGAAAACACUUCUGUGGUGGUGUUCUAAUACAGGAAAAUUUUGUUCUGACAACAGCAAGGUGUUCACUCAUGUACAGAAAUAUUAGCGUGACAACAGGUAACAAUGACCCAGUGACAAUCCAGAUAAAGAAAAUGAAUGUGCAUAUGAGGUACGAUGAAGACACUGGGGAAAAUGACGUGUCGCUGUUAGAGCUGGAGGAACCCAUUCAGUGCCUCAGCGAGGGGCUGCCCAUCUGCAUACCUGAAAAUGACUUUGCAGAACACGUUCUAAUUCCAAGGAAAGUGGGCCUCGCCAGCGGCUGGACCGUCAAUGGGACUGAACUGGGCGACUCACUAAUGAAGUUGUCAGUUACACAGUUUGAUGGUGAGGAAUGUGAAAAGGCACUUAAUGUGACAGUCACGACAAGGACGUAUUGUGAGAAGAGUGAAUCCACAGCUGGGCAGUGGGUGGAGGGAAGCAUUGUUGUAAGAGAAUACAAAGGCACUUGGUUUUUGACAGGGAUUAUGUCCUCACCUCUAGAAGAGCAAGAACAGAUAUUUCUUUUCACUAAGAUUUCAAGAUACUCCCUCUGGUAUAGACAAAUAAUGAAAUAA
Elephantulus edwardii (Cape elephant shrew) is the source of this 1206-nucleotide messenger RNA. It is a transcript of the gene PROZ, whose product is annotated as protein Z, vitamin K-dependent plasma glycoprotein. NCBI's taxonomy places the organism in Eukaryota, Metazoa, Chordata, Mammalia, Macroscelidea, Macroscelididae. The record is from RefSeq and is a predicted model, not a curated record. The transcript has 8 exons. Gene Ontology annotation, cellular component: extracellular region. Bases 1 to 1206 code for a protein of 401 amino acids. Gene Ontology annotation, biological process: blood coagulation; proteolysis. Gene Ontology annotation, molecular function: calcium ion binding; serine-type endopeptidase activity.